Molecule: messenger RNA, 1845 nt
Organism: Colletotrichum chrysophilum
Lineage: Eukaryota; Fungi; Ascomycota; Sordariomycetes; Glomerellales; Glomerellaceae
Exons: 2
Coding region: 1-1845 (614 amino acids)
Biological process (GO): tRNA methylation
Cellular component (GO): tRNA (m1A) methyltransferase complex; nucleus
Source: RefSeq, a predicted model, not a curated record
AUGUACUCCCUCGUGAAGCCAAACCAAUGGGUGUCCAUAAAACUUUUAUCGGAAGAUACAAAGGUCUUGCAGAUCGUCCCGAACACGACCAUCUCCCUGGGCAAACUCGGCUCCUUCCCGACAAACCUCGUAAUUGAUCGACCUUACCACCUCACCUACGAGAUUCAAGACAAGCGCGAAGGCGAGUCUUACAGCAGACUGCGAGUUGUUCCCCCGAGCGAGAUCCACGCCGACGCCCUCGCCGACACGACCGCAGAGCCUGCCGAAGAAGACGGCGUCAACCUCGAGAACGUGAUCGCCGCCCCAGACGGCGCCGAGUUUGCCGUCGUUGAUAACGAGAGCGGCGAUGUCGUCGCCCGAUCCCGCCGCGAGAUCAUCGACGAAACUGCCCGUCAGACCUUGACCACCGAGGAGAUUGAGCAGCUGAAGCAGGGCAACACCGACGCCGGCAAGGACAUCAUUGCGAAGCUGCUCUUGUCGCAUACCGCCAUUGACCAGAAGACGUCGUUCUCCCUGGCCAAGUAUAAGCUUUUGAAAACGAAGAAGUACAUCCGCCGCUUCACGAUACAGCCGCUGGACACCUUGACACUGGGCAAGUGGUUGCUGGAGGAGAAGGAUGCCGGCAAGGUUCUUGAGAUGAGAGAGGAGAUGAUGGGUCUGCUGGGCUGCUGGGCUAACGUCCACUUCGGCGGGCUUCCUCCCACAGACAAGCCAGAAAUGGUGACGGCUGACGGCUCCGGUAUGCUUGACAAGUCAGAAAUCUGUGGCCGGUGGCUCGUGGUGGAUGACACUGCUGGUCUUGUUACCGCUGCUAUGGCCGAGAGGAUGGGGAUCUUGCACCAGAGCGAAACUGAAGAGGACGAGAAUUCCGAGGAGAAGAAAGAGGGCGCCGACGCCGACGUAACCGCAGACAAGCCCGCAGAAACCACGACAAAUACGGAGCAGACGAGCGCAAAUGCUGCCCCUGUGGACACCACGAAGCCCGACGAGGCCAUGCCCGAUGCAUCUGCGGUCAACAAUGGGGAGGAGCAGAAGCAACAAGCUCCUCGCAAGAGGCACCCACCCCGCCGCGACGACUUCGAGUCUAUCUUCGCUCCGACAAACACCCUGACCCUCAUCCAUCCCAACAGUCAACCGAACCUCGCUCUCCUCAAGUACUACAACUUCGACAGCACAAAUCCGAACCCACCGCACCCCCUUCACCCCCUGGCCACCAACCUGCUCCCCAUCUCCUGGCUGCAGUUGCUGGAGCCCGAGGAGGACGUCACAUAUUCCACGCCGCCCCCCGAUGUCUCCGACGAGGUGCUUCACUCCUGGAAGGCUAACCGCCGAGGAAACUACCACCGCAAGCGUAGACGCUGGGCUCGCACCCGCUACAUUGUCGACUCUACACGCGCGGGCGGCUUCUCCGGCCUCGUGAUUGCUACCACGAUGGACAUUGUCUCCGUCUUGCGCCACACUCUGCCCCUCUUGGCUGGCGGAGCUCCCAUUGCGAUAUACUCGCAGAGCAUUGAGCCCUUGACCGAGCUCGCCGACUGCUUUAGCAUCGCACGUCGUGCGGGUUGGUCGUCGAACCCCCCUGCGGAGGCAGUUGGCAAGUCUCUUCAGGAGCUGGAGCGCUGGGAGGGCUCUGAUGACUUCCCGAUCAACCCGACUCUGCUUCUGGGCGCCAACGUGCAGACGAGUCGCGCGAAGCGCUGGCAGGUGCUCCCUGGGCGUACGCAUCCGUUGAUGAUGGGUCGUGGCGGAGCGGAGGGCUACGUGUUUACAGGCUGGAAGGCGGUGCCAGCGGAGGGCAAGGUCGAGGCCCGCGGAAAGUUCAAGAGAAGAAAGACGGAGGCAUAG